Molecule: messenger RNA, 2051 nt
Organism: Lacerta agilis (Sand lizard)
Lineage: Eukaryota; Metazoa; Chordata; Lepidosauria; Squamata; Lacertidae
Gene: RNF168
Product: ring finger protein 168
Exons: 7
Coding region: 531-1988 (485 amino acids)
Biological process (GO): double-strand break repair; protein ubiquitination
Cellular component (GO): nucleus; site of double-strand break
Molecular function (GO): nucleosome binding; ubiquitin-protein transferase activity
Source: RefSeq, a predicted model, not a curated record
GACAGGCGGACAACGAGUCGCCGGGCUCGCGCACGAUUUCCUCUUCCGGGGUCUCUAUUUUGGCGCCUAGCAACGGGAAGUCAAGCGUUGGAACGGUAAAUUGGUUCUGGAAGCCCCGCGGCCUCAGGCUCCGCUUAGUUCCCACUUGUCAGCCGGGGCCCCCUGAGGUGAAUGUUUCCUAGGCCUCUGGCCUAGAAAUGUGGGGCGGACGCCGAGAGGCUUCUUGGCCUUCGCUCCUGACAGUGGGGACGCUGAAGAACUUUUCUCCAAGUGUGUGAGGAGGAGAAGAAGAGGAGGAGAACCAACAGCAGUAACAGUAGGACUCGCAACCCACACUUUCCCGUGUUUAUUCACUGAGAUGUUCGUGGAAGGGAAUUAAGCACACAUAUCUCUGGCUAAAUUUCCGGUUGUGCGCGCACACACCUGUAGUCUUCGGGCAAAAAAAGAGAGAUCUUAUUAAAACAAGUUGGGAACCAUAAAACAUUGCAUGUAGAUGCUGAGGAUGCACUAGUCACCUUCCCUUAGACAGCAUGUCGAAGAAAUCGGAGGCUCCACUGUCCUUAUCUGACUGUCGCUGUAAUAUCUGCAUGGAGAUUUUACUGGAACCAGUCACACUGCCAUGCAACCACACUCUGUGCUAUUCCUGUUUUCAGCUUACAGUGGAAAAGAGCAGCCUGUACUGCCCUUUCUGUCGCCGGCGAGUCUCUUCUUGGGCACGAUAUAAUGCCCGCAAUAACACUCUUAUUAAUUUGGAAUUAUGGGAAAAGAUUCAAAAACAUUUUCCAGAAGAAUGCCAACGCAGAAUUAGUGGGCAGGAUGUAGAAGAAGAUAUGUGCCUACAUCAGCCAGUGCGCUGUUUAAGUAAACCUGGAGAAUUAAGACAGGAGUAUGAAGAAGAGAUAAGCAAGGUAGAAGCAGAACGACUGGCUCAUGAAGAAGAAGCAAGCAAUGCAAGCAAAGAGUAUAUUCAAAGGCUAUUGGCAGAAGAGGAAGAAGAGCAGAAGCUAGCAGAAGAAAGGAAAAAACAGAUGGAAGAACAAUUACUACUGGAUGAAAUAUUGGCACGGAAACUAAGUUGCGAUCUGAACAGCUCUGCUGAGGAGCACAUGAACAGCAGCCUGUCACCUGGACCCUUCCCCUCUGAUUCUGGCAAAACAUCAAAAAGCAAAUGCUGCAGUUCUGUGGACAUUAAAAAGUAUUUGUCUCCAAAGCCCUUUAAUUCCUUGCCUCCAAAGAGGUGCUUUAAAGAAUUGCAAGAAGAACCCUCUGGCUCCUUUUCUGAGGAGAGCAGCAACACUAAAACCAUCUGUACAUCAAGAGAAAAAGGAAGAGAAAACGAAAUGCCCACACUAUCUCCACAGGCAAUCAGGGAGGCAAAGAGAGGUGCGGAUGGUUAUGACUAUAAAAAUGAGAAUUUUACAACAGACAUGCAGUUGAAAACAUCUCAAGAAUCCUUCCCCGAAGCAGCAGUUGAUUCAUACUUAAAUGAUAAAAGGAAAAGAACUUUGUCACAAACUGAUGAUGAAGAAGAGAUGGAUGAUAUAGAAAUGCAGAUAAGUUUGGAGCAGCAGUUUUAUGAAAGGCAAAAGCAAGAAGAAGAGGAUAGACGUCUGGCUCUGAAGCUUCAGAGGGAAAUGGACAAAGAGCAGAACAUGCUAAAUCGCAAGAAAGGGUCUCCAGAUGAAUACCAUUUGCGUCCUACAACAUCUCAGUCAGUAAAAGAAUCUCCAGUUGCAAGGAAACGGAGCAGGAUUUCAAAGAACUCAAAGUCUUCAAACAACCUGCUUGAAACAGAUAAACGAAAACUACACAGAAGUUCCCAGAAUGAGAACUGGAAACCCUCUAACCAGCUCCAGGCAAAGUCACCUUCUGUAAAAGGAGAAAAUGUUUUGAAUUGUGUCAACAACUCUAACUCAAAAGAUGCAGAAGUGCUUUCAAGCAAGCAAAAAACAAUUCUUCAGAUGUUUAAGAGGCCUGCAACAAAGUAAAUGAACAGUAGUACUUUCAUGACAUUGAUUGGAGUUAAUGAAGGGGCACUGUUGAAAAGCUGA